Messenger RNA from Encephalitozoon intestinalis ATCC 50506, 3426 nucleotides. Its product is annotated as cation-transporting ATPase. The transcript has a single exon. Gene Ontology annotation, molecular function: P-type transmembrane transporter activity; ATP hydrolysis activity; ATP binding. The coding region runs from base 1 to 3426 and encodes 1141 amino acids. Gene Ontology annotation, cellular component: membrane. NCBI's taxonomy places the organism in Eukaryota, Fungi, Microsporidia, Unikaryonidae. The record is from RefSeq and is a predicted model, not a curated record.
AUGUUUGUGGGAAUUAAGCAGGAAAGGCCGUUUAUAAGUAUUGAGGGAAGAAGAAGAAGAAUGUCUGUGCGUCUUUACAACAUUCUUUGCAUGCUGACUUUGGGAGGGCUCUACAUGUUGUGUAGGUAUCUACCCCGGGUCAAGCAUUUUCUUCUUAGCUCUCCUUGCAGCCUUUUGGAUGCAGAUUGCGCCAUAAUAACAUCACAGAAUGGAAAAGAAGAAUUUGUUGAUGUUCUUUUUUACGAUACGGCCGGAAUUCCCUCGCUUAGGAGAUAUACAUUGGGGGGAAAGGCUCGUGUGAUAGACUCUCAGUUUUUCCGGUUUAUAUAUGACGUUGUUUUAGGGAAAUUUGUUGUUCCUCCAGAGCAGAAGCAUCCUUCAGGGGAUUUUGAAGAGUUCUACAGGACAGAGGUUUCAAAGUCUCUGGAGACCGAAAGGAUAGAGGGCGUACAAAGAAACAUAUUCUAUGGGAAGAACAUCACAAACCUCCCUAUCCCCAGUGUUUCAAACAUAAUUCUGAAGAAUAUACUCAGUAUUACAUUUCUGUCAAAUGUGACAUGCCUAUUUGUAUGGAAGUUCAUUGAAUACACCAGCUAUGCAUUGGUGAUGGGGGUGCUUAUGGUCUAUUCGUUUGUGUUUACAAACUGGGAAGAGAUUCUACAUUCGAUCAAUAUGAAAAAGCUUAUGAAGAAGAGAAUGGUCCGAAUACUUCGAGGAGGGAAAUUUAUGGAAGUAGACAGCCGAGAAAUAUAUCCUGGAAAUAUAAUGUAUAUUGAGCCGUGCAAGGAAUUUCCUUGUGAUGCUCUUGUGAUUCUUGGGGAUGCUAUAACGAAUGAGUGUCUCCUUACGGGAGAGGCGGUUCCAAUAUACAAGAAUGCCGAGCAGCUUUCCACAGUAUACUCGGGAACAGAUGUUUUGAAGAGUAUCAACACAAUGCCGAUAUUCAACAGCUUGAGAAAUGAAAAUCUUUGUAGGGUUAGAAGUCUUACGGGUAAGAAUAAACCUCGGCUCUCUGGGGAGGUUGGGUCUAUAAACAUCCCAGAGAAUUUUGCUAUUGGAAUGGUACUUAGAACGGGUUUCCAGACAGCACGGGGGCAAAUUCUAAAGAAUAUGCUUGACUCAAGACCUACUCGAAACCGAUUUAUAAGAGAGGCAGAAAUGAUAAUCUUCAGCAUAACCGGGAUUGCAAUUAUUAUUUCUAUUGGUAUAGCCUAUAUGCUCAACAUUAUGGGCUUCAACAAGACCAUGAAUCUUGUAUAUAAUCUUGAUCUGUUUUUCACACUAGCAAAUCCUGCUCUUCCAACGUACCUGAAGCUUGGGGCUCAGCUAUGCUACAGAAAGCUGAUCAAGAAGAACAUCUACUGCAACAAUCUGAGUAAGAUUCAUCUUGCCGGAAGAGUGGACACAGCAGUUUUUGACAAGACAGGAACGCUGACGUGCGAGGGUCUUGAUCUUCUUUGCAUCGACGAUCUCGAGGAGGCCGUAGAUGAUGUUGAGAAAGUUAGCAUCCUGACCAGAAUUGGGCUAAGCACAUGCCAUCUAGUGUAUGAGUUGGAUGGAAGGUAUUCUGGAGAUACUCUUGACUUGAAGAUGUUUAUUUUUUCUUCAUCAAAACUUGUUCAGAAUGAGAACACACGGAGUGUAGUUAUUGGAGGGGAUAGUAAGAUUUACGGGCCCAUUCUGAAGGAGUACAACGACAGUGAAGAAAUGGUGUAUUAUCAGAAAGAUCGGAUCUAUGGGAGCAAGUUUGCUGUUGGAGACACAAACACUUAUGAAGAAGACAAGGACUUUUCCUCGGUAGUCCUUGAUACUGACGAGGUCAACAGAUAUGGCUUAAACAAUUGUACUGAAGAAGUAAAAGGAGACAAGAUCAAUGCGGUGAUUAUGAAGACUUACGAGUUUGAUUCGAACAUUAGAAGAAUGAGUGUAGUGGUAGACGAUGGAAGUAAGAGGUAUGUAUUUACAAAAGGAUCUCCAGAGUCGAUCCAGAAGAUUCUGAAGAGCAGCCCAAAGGAAUAUGAAGAGAAAGUUAAGGGGUAUUCCUUGGCUGGAUACAGGGUGAUAUCAUUGGCAUACAAAGAAAUAAGCAAAAGCAUUGAUAGAGCUACAGAUGAGUCUGAGAUGAUGUUUCUUGCUCUCAUAGUGUUUUCAAACAAGCUCAAGGAGAAUUCCAGAAGAACUAUUGAGGAGCUUAAUGAGGCAGGCAUUAGAAGUAUCAUGUGCACAGGGGACAACAUACUAACAGCCAUAUCGGUGGGCAAAGAGUGUAAGAUUGUUGAAGGAUUUGUUCCGGUGAUAUUUCCUGUUAUUGAGGAGAAUGCAAAAUCCAUUUUUGAUGUCGACUGGCUUUGUGUUGGAGAUGAGGAGGAAUUUACUUUCGAUAAGGUGAGGUUGAGUCUUUACAGGGGAAACGACAGGGUAUCCAACAACGAGUUUGUUGUUGCAUGCGAAGGAAGGGAGUUUGACUUCUUCCGAAACACUCACUACUUUCAGUUUAUUCUUGAGAAAGGAGCUAUAUUUGCACGCUUCAACCCUGGACAAAAGAAGGCCCUGAUAGAGAAUCUGAGGGCCAUUGGAAAGAUCACAAUGUUUUGUGGAGAUGGAGCAAACGAUAGCGGAGCUCUUAGCAGUGCUAAUGUCGGCCUGGCUCUAGCACAGAACGAAGCCAGCCUGGCAGCGAAUUUCACUUCCUCCGACAUAGGAUCUGUCCUGGACCUGAUAAAGGAGGGACGCUCGGCGUUUGUGACGUCGACUGCCACAUUCAAAUAUGUUGUCUCUUCCUGUGUGAUCGGUUAUGUAGGGCUUCUUUUUCUUCUCUUCAAGAGAAACUUUCUGAGUGAUUUGCAGACAAUGCACACAGAGCUGUUUGUCUCGGUCCCUGUUGCAUACAUGCUGACAUGUUUUAACACAUCCGAUAAACUGUAUCCAAGGCGCCCGGAUAUAUUUCCUUUAUCAAAGAAGGAUUUCAUCCCGUUCUGGCUGACCAUAGCAUUUGAAAGCUUAACCCUUCUGGUCUUGUCCCGAUACGGGGAGUCUAGCCCUGUCAUGAACGACCAGUCCAUUGCAUCCGAGCUAGUGUUUUUUGCCAUGACAUUUAUCUAUAUCCUCAACGGGUUGUAUCUGAGCGACUGUUCUCCACAUAGACAAGAGUUAAGAGACAACUUACUAUUCAAAAGCUUUACCUGUCUUUCCCUUCUAGUGACCAUGGGUCUCCUGAUGACGGUGUAUCUAUUUCCAAGAUGGACGUCCUGGUGGCUGAGUAAAUACAAGUUUGUAGAGACAAAUGGGUUUGAAGUAGGAUUAGUUUUGAUCUCUGUAUUAUUGACUACUGUUGUGAUAUUUGUUGUGCAGCCUCUGAUAGGUGGGAUGCUUGGGGGAAAAAAGAUAGGGAAAAGUAAAGCUGUGGAUUCCGAGGAAAAGAUAUAG